Messenger RNA from Closterium sp. NIES-65, 1215 nucleotides. NCBI's taxonomy places the organism in Eukaryota, Viridiplantae, Streptophyta, Zygnematophyceae, Desmidiales, Closteriaceae. The record is from the annotation of a GenBank genome assembly.
AUGUCAAACUGCACUUGUACGUUGCCCUCUCUUCCCCUCACCUCCCACCCUUCCCCUGACCAUGCCACUCGCAUUGUACCUAGCGCAGCCCCCUCUUCCAUCUCCAUUCCCCCUACCCUAGCCCCUCCUUCAAUUCCCUCUUGUCCCUCGCCCCCUUCCAACUUCCCUGCGUGCCCGCCGCAACAUCUCCCCUUCCCUGCCCCCUCUGCCACUGCACAAUUUUCCUACUGCUCGGCCAACUGGGUGCCAGGCAACAGCUGUCAGCCCACCACUUUGGGCAGGUCAGCUUGGGUCAUCUCCAAAAAACUUUUCCCAACCCACUCAUCCUGGGUUGCCUCCUGCAAGCCACCAUCAACCGCACAUAGGGCAGCACCAUUCCUUUCCUCACCAUUCUUUUCUGCACCUUUCCAUUCCCUUGCACUCCUUUGCAAUUGCAUUUCUCCUACUUCCCCAUCUUCCUGCUCCACUUCCCUUAACUCAUUACUAUCCUCAUCCUCCUCUCUCUCAUCAUCCUCCCUCUUAUUCUCCUUCGCAUUCUCCUCCCUCUCAUCCUCCUCUAUCUCCUCUACUUUCCCCUCCAACUCCUUCCCACCCUCUUCCAACCAACCAUCCCCCCCCCCCUCUCCCUCACACGUCCGCUCUCAUCCACUUCGCCCAUCUUGCCUCCCCCACUUCCCCUUCCCCUUCGUCCUCCCCCGCCUCGCUUCCCCAGCUAAGCAUCUAGCCCCACCUGUCUCCCAUCCACACCUUUCCGCGCCCCUUUCCACCCCCUCCGCUGCUCUCCCCCCUCACCCUUCCCCUCCCCACCCUCUGUCUGCCCAUCCCUUGCGCUUGAGUAGCAGCUCCCCCAUGGAAAUCUGCCCCUCUCCCCUCAAUGCCCUACUGCUGCCAUUCCUUCUGCCUACAUUUCCCUCAGUCUCCCUCUCCUCAUCCUCCUCUUGUUUCUCUUCCUCUUCCGCUUCCUCUUCCUCUUCCGCAUCUGCUUCCUCUUCCUCUUCCUCUUCCACUUCCGCAUUUCGCUGCGCUCUCUGCCGCAGUCGCCGCAUGGCAGCUGCCUUGCUCUCACUCCACUGCAGUGUGCCCGCACCCCCACCUGCUGCUCUUUCUGCUGCUCUUUUUCCCCUUGCCGCCCCUACCACUGCCUCCUCUUGUGCUGCUUCCCCCACUGCUGCCCCUAAAGCUGCUUUUCCUCCUUCCUCCUGGCGCUCAAACUGA